AUGUUUGAUACACUAGAAGCAACCUACCUCUGGCAUCAUCUCAAGAAGUCUGGGAGUAGCCAAUCUCAUCAGGCCUUUUUCUGUCCUGACACAAUACUCUUGGCUCCAUUUGAGCAUCUUUGGCUUCCAGAAGCAUUGGAAUUUUAUAUGCAGCAUUGGAAUGGAUUGGAUUAUGAAAUCCAACUUGGUCUGACACAGAGGUUGACCUACUCCAUUCUUUCAUUUGUAGAAUUGGGGAGGGACAUAAGAUCAACAACCUUGGCAUCCAAAUGUGGUCUUGAUUUCCUCCAGUUCUUACACAAUAAAAUAUGUGAAAAGGAAAGGUUCUUCAAGGAGGAUGAUGCUGGCUAUUCAAACUGGAGGAAGGUAUUGAGGCACAUGCAACAUAUUCGUGGAUUGCCACAUUCUUAUUUCAGACCAGUUCUGGGUUAUUUUCCACCAUUAUUGGAUGAUCUUUGUGACCUCUUGAAUGAUAGGUCAACAUCUCUAUCUGUCCUCGGGCCUGUUUUGGACUCCUAUAAACAGGGUUGGGGUGACAAUUGUUAUAAACAAUGGGAGAAGGAACAAUUGAUCUCAAUGCUAUCUACUCACAUAACUCAUGCGCCACAUCCACUUGUGCCAACUAUUCUCAAUCCACAGCCAAUGAAUGGAGACAGUUCACAGGCAUCCCUCUGUUUUCCACCAUCCACAUCCUUAGUAUUCUCAGAACAGGGCUUGAAUUUCCUGAUAUUCAUUAACACAAAACUGAUCAACACACCCCAGUUGGUUUACUAUUGUGAUGAUGACACCAUGCAGAAAUGGGUGAAUGCUUUGGAUGGUAUACACAACCUUUGUUCAUUUGAACCCAUUCCCAAAUAUGAAAGGUGGACCAUGAAAGAUUUCCGUUGGUGGGAAGCAGAGAAAACUCACACUGGAGCAGACCGAAGCAGUGGUAUUGAAAAUGGUGGGACGAGGAGCACAGAUGCACCCAUUUUCAGCAAUGGCAGCAGACCACACACUGGGAGUAUGGCAGAGUCUAUGGCAGCUGGUGAGCAUGAAGAUGCUGAUAACAAUGGUAGUGGAGCAGGGAAAGAAGCAGGGCCAUCCUCUUGUAACAAUGAACAUCCAGAAGAUGAUGCAGAGGCUAUCAAGAUGGGUAUUGUCUCCCAAACUAGCAGUGAUGAUGAACACCACAGCCAUGUGGAUGUACAUGUAAUACAGGGAAAAGGCAAGAAGCCACAGAAUCACAUUAGGCAGCAGCGAAAGAGUAAAAAUGAACAUGAUAUGGUUGGGGGGCCAGGUGCUGAAAAAAAUGUUUGA
Marasmius oreades (fairy-ring Marasmius) is the source of this 1299-nucleotide messenger RNA. RefSeq lists its product as uncharacterized. The transcript has a single exon. Bases 1 to 1299 code for a protein of 432 amino acids. The record is from RefSeq and is a predicted model, not a curated record. Lineage: Eukaryota; Fungi; Basidiomycota; Agaricomycetes; Agaricales; Marasmiaceae.